Molecule: messenger RNA, 1464 nt
Organism: Perkinsus marinus ATCC 50983
Lineage: Eukaryota; Perkinsozoa; Perkinsida; Perkinsidae
Exons: 1
Coding region: 1-1428 (475 amino acids)
Molecular function (GO): acid phosphatase activity; metal ion binding
Source: RefSeq, a predicted model, not a curated record
AUGCGGUUCAAACCACACUUGAUCGGCGCCUCAGAACACACGCUGUCUCUGACGAACAUCAGGUCCUCAUUCUAUGAUAUCCGCUACAUUUCUGGUGCUACUGGCGACUGCCUCUGUCGGGCCGAGGAGAGAGUGACGUUCCGUAUGAGACAUCUUGAGCCCACUCAAGGCCACGUCAGCAUGAAUACUGUCUCCGGUGCUCUCAAGGUCCAUUGGGUUAGUGGGGAUCCGAGCCCGGGGAUCGUCGAGUACAAGGCUGCUGGCGAUUCCGAAUGGUCUGUGAGGCAUGCCUCUGUUACAACCUACGACUAUGAGGAUAUGUGUAAUCGGGAUGGAGAUCCGAAGACUUACUACGAUCCUGGCUUCUUCUAUACAGCGGAUUUACCAGCAUCAUUAGAAGGGGAAAUUCGUGUUCGCUUUGGUGGCAUUCAUCAUCGCUCGGAAAUCUUCACAGUCACCGCCCCCGUUCCCCCGAGCUCCGAUGAGCCCCACAGUGUCGCUCUUUUUGGCGACAUGGGGGUUCAGGGCUACUAUCGAGGGCCUGAUGCAGUAGAUGUUCCUAGCGGAAGGUGGGAUACCUACUGGGUAGUCGACCAUAUGCGGUCCAAUACAAGGUUGAGGAUGGCAGUGCACAUUGGUGAUGUGUCCUAUGCUAUGGGGUAUGCUCGUAUAUGGGACUUGUUUGGUACUGCCCUUGAAGGGGUGGCGAUGAGGAUGCCCUAUAUGGUGAGUAUUGGUAAUCACGAGUUUGAUCAUACUAGUGGAGGCUGGCAUCCUUGUUGGGGCAACUUUGGUUCGGACUCUGGUGGGGAGUGUGGUGUCCCGACUAGACACAGAUAUCAGUUCCCAUAUUGGUAUUACUCCUUCUCGUUUGGUCUCGUUCAUUAUGUCAUGCUUUCUUCUGAGCAUGACUGGACUGAAGGCAGCGAGCAAUGGGGGUGGCUCGAUGAACAACUGGCCAGCGUCGAUAGACUUGUAACUCCCUGGGUCGUCGUGACCGCCCACCGUCCCAUGUUGGUAUCGGCUUACGAUCCAUCCGAAAGAGCUGUCGAGGAGCACAUGUAUCCUGCCUUGGGACUUCUACUCAAGGAGCACCAGGUGGAUCUGUUCGUUGCAGGACAUUGGCAUUACUAUGAGAGGACACAUCCUGUUGAUGGCACGGUUCAUGUUCUCGCUGGAAGUGCUGGCGCGAUAGAGGGUAAUUUCGUGUUUAAUAACUUGCCGCGCACAGCUAUCAGAUGGCCUGACGUUCGGGGGUAUCUCGAGCUGAAGGUCACUAACGAGGCGCUAGAGGGGAUCUUUUGGGGUAUCAAUGAUACAAUGACCGAUAGGCGCAUGAUAGAGUUCGACCACUUUAGAAUCGCCGCACGGUUGAAUCCUCCUGCAGAAAGUCGUCCCGCAGGUCCUCCGGUGGUUCAGAUGAAAUAGGCAUCUAUUGGCAUUAUCUGACAUUCACACUUUUGA